AUGUCCCACUGCCACGACGAGCACCACGACCACAGCCACGGCGGCCACGGCCACGACGAGCACGACCACUCGGACGACAUCGCGCCCGCGCUGCAGCACUCGCUGUACGGCCACAUCAACUUUGACGAGGUGACGGCCCUCAACGAGGCGGCCAUCGGCAGCGCGCGGGCCGUCGUCAAGAAGACGUGGGCCGAGAGGCUGGACGCCGAGCCCGAGGUCGUGAGCGACUGUGAUGAGCAGUUGUUGGUUAACGUUCCCUUCACCGGCCAAGUAAAACUCCACGCCCUCCUCCUCCGCACCUCCGACUCCCCCUCCGCCCCGCGCACCCUCAAACUCUUCACCAACCGCGACGACCUCGACUUCGCCUCCGCCGAAGACGCGCACCCCGCGCAGGAGUUCGAGCUCUCGCGCACGGCGCAGGUCCAAGAGAUCCCCGUCAAGCGGAGCCUCUUCGGGCGCGUCCAGCGCCUGACGCUGUUCUUCGAGGACAACUUCGGCGACGGCGACGAGGGCGAGACGAGGGCGUCGUACCUGGGGUUCAAGGGCGAGUGGAUGCAGCUGGGGCGGGCGCCGGCGAAUAUCCUGUACGAGGCGGCGGCGAACCCGAGUGAUCACAAGGUCAAGGGGACGGGGGUGAACGAUGUUGGGAGCGGUAUUGGAGGACGGCAGUGA
Molecule: messenger RNA, 672 nt
Organism: Colletotrichum lupini
Lineage: Eukaryota; Fungi; Ascomycota; Sordariomycetes; Glomerellales; Glomerellaceae
Exons: 2
Coding region: 1-672 (223 amino acids)
Cellular component (GO): nucleus
Source: RefSeq, a predicted model, not a curated record